Cercopithifilaria johnstoni is the source of this 1902-nucleotide messenger RNA. Lineage: Eukaryota; Metazoa; Nematoda; Chromadorea; Rhabditida; Onchocercidae. The record is from the annotation of a GenBank genome assembly.
AUGUCAGAUAUACGAACUGUAUAUUACUAUAUUCCAUACAAUAAGCGUAUCGGUAAAUCGUUAGAACUUCCAACGGAAACUAUUGAAGAAUUUGCGGAAAAUAAUUUUAAAGGUCAUUUGUUGCAAAUGCGACGUGAACCAAUAGCUACACCAUUUUUACAUAAAGAAACUGAGAUUGAAUUUCAUCAAUCAUUGGAAAUGUUUGCAAUGAUACUGCGAUAUAUGAAUAAUACACAAAUGAAUUGCGAACAAUUAGCGAUUCUUGGAAAAGCAAUUAUUCAAAUAGCCUUAGAUAAUCCUACACAAAGGGAUGAACUUUUGGUACAACUUUGUAAUCAAACAUAUCGUAAUGGUGUGAAAAAUAAUGCUGAUAAAGCAUGGACAUUACUUCUUGGUGCAAUUAAUAGUUUUACACCUUCACCACAACUCUAUCCUUCUCUUAUGAAUUAUUUCAAGCAACAAACACCAAAUUUAUCACGUCUAUUAAUUAAUGGCUUACUAAGGCAAUGUAUCGGUACGAAGGAUUUACCAAAAUCCCGUUAUUUUGCAUCAACAUUCCUGGAGCAGGCUAGUUUUAAACAACAACAAGCUGCUGUUUUAAAAGUUAAAUGUGCCGAUAAACAAGAAGGAUCAUUUGAAGUGCACUCUUGGAUGACUGCCGAUGAAUUAGCACGAAGAUGUUUGCAAAAUCGAGGUAUUGGUGAUCCUGAUGGUUGGUCAUUAAGUGUCGAAGAUGAACGUUAUGCAAUAUAUGCGCCGGGAAAUUGUUAUGUUUAUGAUAUAUUAGCACAAAUGGAACAACAAUCAAUUGAAUAUAAUAAUGAAAUUUUCGUUAUGUUUGAUAAUAGUGCUAAUUGGAAAGGUUCACGGGAUAAUGGAAAGGCUACUGAGAGAGAAAUAUCGGAACAACCUGAAACAAAUGAAGAAAUGAAACAGAAUGAUAAUUCACAAAAUCGAUUUGGGACAAAUGCCAAAUCACAAUUACAAAAAGGGCAGCAAUCAAUGAUGCCACAACGAUCGGUACAAUUUGUAUCACAAAGGAUGCAAAAUGAUUUGCAUGCUGAAUCCAAGCUAAAAGAAUCAAACCAUCAAACAUUUGAUAAUGAUGCAUCUAUUUAUGAAGAAAAUACAAUCAAAAUACCUCCAAUACCACCACCACAUUGCAAUUCAAGUUUACACGAACAACAACAAUAUCGUCAACAACAACAACAACGACAACAUUAUGCAACUGAGGAAAGGGAAGCAAAAGAUGGUGAACUUUUAUAUGGUCAACAGCAGCAGCAGCAGCAGCAGAAGCAGCAGCACCAUGCCUUACCAGAGUUAUCAUCAAGUAAUUUGAAUAAGCGAUAUAAGAUUAAUCAAAACCCUGAUAGUGCUACUAUCAACAAUAAUCAUUACGAUAUAAUAAUGGAUCGUAAACGUUAUGAUGAUAACAUUUACAGCAAUGUUCUUUAUGAUGGUCGCAAUACGAUAGAUGAUAAUUUUCAUCCCAAACAGCAACAACAACAACAUGAUACUACAUUGCAACGUUAUCGAAAUCAACAACAGCAGUUUGUCCAACUUCGACAACAACAAAAUCAGAAUCAGCAAUCUAAUUUUGCUUAUAUACCGCAACAUUUUACUGCAAUGGCUACUAUGCCUUUUAUAUCAACUCAGUUACAAUUCAUGCCAGUAAUGCUUCCAACAACUUCAUUCCUACCAGCACCACAACCACCACCACAUCAACAAUCAAAGAUAGCUGGCGCGGAAAAUGGAAUUGGACAACAAUUAAUUAAUCAACAAAUAAAUAUUUCAUCAUCAUCACCAUCAUCAGCAACAACAACAACUGCUCAAAUGAAUAUGAUUAGUAGUAAUGAUAUGCAACAACAUCAUCCUGAUAAUUUUACGGUAGAAAAAUUAUGA